Messenger RNA from Acanthosepion pharaonis, 753 nucleotides. Lineage: Eukaryota; Metazoa; Mollusca; Cephalopoda; Sepiida; Sepiidae. The record is from the annotation of a GenBank genome assembly.
AUGAUGGAAGCACGUGGUUUGCAAGGAAAUGUUGACCUGGAGGAAGCACUUAGCCAUUAUGACAAAGUUCUAGAAGCUAAGGCUUCCACUCUGAAGAAAGUGGAUAAAAAGACCCUAAUCGACCUCGACAACUGGUAUCAGCACGAACUUCCUGUGGCAAUUCAAGAGAGAAAAAUUAAGUGCAUCACUCAUGCAGAAUUGUGCAAACUGAUGAAAUGGAAGUUGAUGAGGGGUAAAUUCCGUCCCAAACUGACUGAAAUGGUGGAGAGCAACAAACCUCAAAGUGUACUUGAUGCCAGUCAGUCAGCAUUUGAUCUGUUACCAGAUGUAGAGCAGGCUCUGAAAGCCUUGACAGUUCUUAAAGCUGUAGGACCAGCCACUGCUUCAGCCAUUUUAGCUGCUGGUGCUCCUGACCAAGUGCCCUUCAUGGCGGAUGAGAGCAUGUUGGCGGCUCUUCCAGGGCGACCUAAAGCAUACACCUUACCAUAUUUUCUAGAUUACCUGGAUGCUGUCAAAAAUCUGGUGAAACAACUGAACAAAGAUUCUGGGGUUUCAAAAGACAGCAUGUGGACACCGCACAAGGUUGAGUUAGCACUUUGGUCAAAAUCAGUGACAGCUUCGCUUGGCAUUAGUCUUGGAGUACAGCCUGCAGCUCCACCUGAGAAGAAGCGCAGAAGAGUAAAUGUCGAAAGGAAUAGUGUUCAGAACGGGACCAAAACAAGAGGGGAAAAAAAUAAAUUACAAGAACUAUGA